Messenger RNA from Dovyalis caffra, 411 nucleotides. Lineage: Eukaryota; Viridiplantae; Streptophyta; Magnoliopsida; Malpighiales; Salicaceae. The record is from the annotation of a GenBank genome assembly.
AUGGAGUGGGUAGAUGAAUUUCCAUCAUUUCAAAUCGAAGGGCAUUGGUUUUACUCAUGGAAUAAUGGUAGCAACAAAAUCCUUCUUGGAAUAGGUGGCGGGCAUUAUGUGCCCCGACACAUGGACAUUGUUCUUAAAGAUGGUGUUUGGGUAGGCCAUUUGCUUUCUGGGUAUUCCUUGCCAAUGGAAGAUCCUGGCCAGUCAAAAACAAAACUAAAUACUGAGGCUGUUCGCGGAACUUGGAGAGAAGCAAUCAAAGUUUCAUUUGAGGCUACCAAAUCAGCUUUCCCUGGGGGAGAAGUUCUAGCACAUCUUGAUCACAAGAGUUUCAAGAGCUGGCAGAGGAAUGUCGUCACAACUUUCUUGGUGGAGCAGAACAUAAAGAUUGGCAAAGCCAGUGACUUUUCUUAA